UAGCGGCAGCGGCGGCUGGGUGACAUAACGCUGUGAGGGACAAACAUGGCGGCGGCGCUGGGACCUCUGACCAGAGUCUUCAGACUGAGCAGCAGCAUCUGCAGGAUCCACAGACUGCUGCCGACCAGGAGUUCACAGAGGCGAGGGAUAGCCUCGUGUGUCGACCCCGCUCACGGACUCACAGAUGAACAGAAGGAGUUCCAGAAAGUGGCCUUUGACUUUGCAGCCAAUGAAAUGGCUCCGCACAUGGCAGAGUGGGACCAAAAGGAGAUAUUUCCAGUAGAGACGAUGCGUAAAGCAGCCCAGCUGGGGUUUGGUGGGAUCUAUGUUCAGCCAGAUGUCGGCGGAUCAGGUCUUUCUCGGCUGGACACGUCAGUCAUCUUUGAGGCUUUAUCCACAGGAUGUGUCAGCACCACGGCCUACAUCAGCAUCCACAACAUGUGCGCCUGGAUGAUUGACACUUUUGGCAACAACGAGCAGAGGGAGAAGUUCUGUCCUGAUCUCUGCUCCAUGGAAAAGUUUGCUUCCUAUUGUCUCACUGAACCAGGCAGCGGCAGUGAUGCUGCUUCACUUCUGACCUCUGCACAGCAGAAAGGUGACCACUACAUCUUGAAUGGCUCUAAGGCCUUCAUCAGCGGAGGAGGAGACACGGACGUUUAUGUUGUGAUGUGCAGAACAGGAGGUAAAGGGCCUAAAGGCAUCUCUUGUCUGGUGGUGGAGAAGGGAACCCCCGGCCUUAGUUUUGGCAAAAAAGAAAAAAAGGUGGGGUGGAACUCUCAGCCGACCAGGGCGGUGAUAUUUGAGGACUGUGCAGUUCCGGUGACCAACCUGCUCGGUGAGGAAGGACAAGGUUUCAGCAUCGCCAUGAAAGGCCUCAACGGAGGCAGGAUUAAUAUUGCUUCCUGUUCACUUGGGGCGGCACAUGCCUGUGUACAGCUGGCGAGGGAUCACCUGUUGGUGCGCAAACAGUUUGGAGAGACGCUCUCCAACAACCAAUUUCUUCAGUUCAAACUGGCAGAAAUGGCCACCAAGUUGGUUGCGUCUCGUCUCCUGGUGCGUGAAGCUGCGACAGCGCUGCAGGAGAACCGGACCGACGCGGUUUCCCUCUGCGCCAUGGCCAAGCUCUUUGCCACAGACGAGUGCUUUGACAUCUGCAACCAGGCGCUUCAGAUGCACGGGGGCUACGGUUACCUCAAAGACUACGCGGUGCAGCAGUUUGUCCGUGACAUUAGGGUACAUCAGAUCCUUGAGGGGACAAACGAGGUGAUGAGGAUGAUUAUUUCUCGAAAUCUUCUGACGGAGUCGUGAUGAAACUCCUUCCCUUGAUCUCCAAGUGGCUUCAGUGGUGACCAUAGUAUUAUGGUCUUCAUCUCUGAUUUGUUACUGUGUGACUUGUUUUCUGUAUUGCCUCCUGCAUUAUAGUUUUUCCAAGGGUGAAAAAAGUUUUCUAGUAUAAUA
Scophthalmus maximus (turbot) is the source of this 1458-nucleotide messenger RNA. It is a transcript of the gene acad8, whose product is annotated as acyl-CoA dehydrogenase family, member 8. The coding region runs from base 46 to 1308 and encodes 420 amino acids. NCBI's taxonomy places the organism in Eukaryota, Metazoa, Chordata, Actinopteri, Pleuronectiformes, Scophthalmidae. Gene Ontology annotation, molecular function: flavin adenine dinucleotide binding; acyl-CoA dehydrogenase activity. Gene Ontology annotation, biological process: lipid metabolic process. The transcript is spliced from 11 exons. The record is from RefSeq and is a predicted model, not a curated record.